This is a messenger RNA of Pterocles gutturalis (yellow-throated sandgrouse), 624 nucleotides long. Its product is annotated as hexokinase-2-like. The annotation marks the transcript as partial. The record is from RefSeq and is a predicted model, not a curated record. Gene Ontology annotation, molecular function: D-glucose binding; ATP binding; mannokinase activity. The transcript is spliced from 5 exons. Gene Ontology annotation, biological process: glycolytic process; glucose 6-phosphate metabolic process; intracellular glucose homeostasis. Lineage: Eukaryota; Metazoa; Chordata; Aves; Pterocliformes; Pteroclidae. Gene Ontology annotation, cellular component: mitochondrion; cytosol.
ACAGAGCGAGGCGACUUCCUGGCGUUGGACCUGGGGGGGACCAACUUCCGCGUGCUGGUGGUGCAUGUGGGCCAGGACAGCAUCUGCAUGGCUAGCGAGAUCUACAUCAUCCCGACCACCAUCAUGCAGGGCACUGGCGAGGAGCUUUUCGACCACAUCAUCGACUGCAUCAUAGACUUCCAGCUGAAGCAGGAGCUGAUGGAGGAGGUCCUGCCACUCGGCUUCACCUUCUCCUUCCCCUGCCAGCAGCUGGGCCUGGAUAAGGCAGUGCUGCUGGCCUGGACCAAAGGCUUCAGCGCCUCGGGCUGCGUGGGGCAGGACGUGGUCCAGCUGCUGCGGCAGGCUGCCCAGCGCAAACAGCACUUUGGGCUGAAGGUGGUGGCUGUGGUCAAUGACACAGUGGGAACCAUGAUGUCCUGUGGCUAUGAAGACCCCAAAUGUGAAAUCGGCCUCAUCGUGGGGACAGGGACCAAUGCCUGCUACAUGGAGGAGACGAAGAAUGUGGGCACCGUGGAGGGGGAGCAGGGACGCAUGUGCAUCAACAUGGAGUGGGGGGCCUUCGGGGACAACGGCUGCCUGGACGACAUCUUCACCAGCUUUGACGUGCUGGUGGAUGAGAAAACA